This is a messenger RNA of Seriola aureovittata, 4754 nucleotides long. RefSeq names its product syndecan 3 (gene sdc3). The coding region runs from base 515 to 1858 and encodes 447 amino acids. The transcript has 5 exons. NCBI's taxonomy places the organism in Eukaryota, Metazoa, Chordata, Actinopteri, Carangiformes, Carangidae. Gene Ontology annotation, cellular component: membrane; cell surface. The record is from RefSeq and is a predicted model, not a curated record. Gene Ontology annotation, biological process: cell migration.
CGCCAUACGGAACAUCCUGCCCUCAACGGAGAGAGGGGGUGGAGAGAGAGGGGGUAGAGAGAGCCUGUGUGUGUGUUGAGAGAGAGAGAGAGAGAGAGAGAGAGAGAGAGAGAGAGAGAGAGAGAGAGAGAGAGAGAGAGAGAGAGAGAGAGAGAGAGAGAGAGAGAGAGAGAGAGAGAGAGAGAGAGAGAGAGAGAUAUGAGGUCUGGCGUCUCCCGGUAGUAAAUCUAUCAGGGCUCGAGCACAAAAACUCAGAGAAAGAGACAGAGAAGAGGCCUCGCGGAAAUCCCACUGCUUUACUGGUGACCGGGAGCAGCAGCAGUAGCCCGUGAAGCCUUGGAUUAAAUAGCCCGGCUACAAGGACGGAUGGUCACGCGGACAAGCGGCGCGCUCUGAAGUUGGACAGACUACCGAGACACCGAGAGCAAGCAGCAGCAGCUUUUGUUCACCCCACCUCCCCGAACCCCGUGAAGGCAGCGGCGGCACCGGGAGGCUGUGCCUGCGCACCCCGACCAUGAAGCUGCCUUGGCUGUUGUCGCUCACGGCGCUGCUUGCUCACGCCGCCACGGGACAGACGUGGUCGUCGCCGUCUAUCGAUGACGAAGGCUCAACGAGAGACGAGUUCUACGAUGAUGAGGACCUCUACUCAGGCUCAGGCUCUGGCUUUCCCGAGAUCAGUAUGAGGCCGACGUCAGCGGGCGUGUCCUUCACCACAGAAGAGCCCCUACUCCUCUCCACCACUCAGGCCACUAGCCCCGCCCCCUCCGCCUCACCUGCGGCUGAGCCCAGCCCCAACCCCGAGGACCCCACCGCCACCCCGUUGCCCACCGAGGCCGACGGAGAGAGCGGUGCAUUCUGGGAGAAAGAGCUAGAGAAGGAGAAAGAAAGAGAGAGGGAGCUGGAGACAGAGAGGCAGAGGGAACUGGAGAGGGAGAAGGCGAAGCAGUUGGAAAGGGAGAGAGAGAGGGAGAGAGAGAAGGAACGGGUCAGAGAGAUGGAGAGGGAGAGAGAGCGCGAGCGAGAGAAGGAACGCGAGAGAGAGCGAGAGAAAGAGAGAGAGAGGCAGAGAGAGCGUGAGCUUGAAAGAGAGAGAGAGCUCGAGCGAAUCAGGGCCGCUGCUGCCGCCCAGACCACUACCGCCCCGAGGUCACCUGCAGCCGCUCCUGUGGUGACCACCAACCCUGCAACCAGCCCUGCAGAAAGUGCAGCACCCUCUGCUGGUUCGGAUGACCUGAGCACCACAGAAGAAGAGGAAGAAGAGGACGUCUACCUGUCACCUGAGCCCACCUCGUUUUACCCGGGCUUUGACAUAGAAACCACCACAGAAGAAGACACACCCACCACAGCAGAGACCACACCUGAAGCCACAACAGCAGCUCCUACCACCACCACCACUGUCAGGACCAGGGUCCCCUUCAGGCCCAGGGUUCCCAUGACGACAGCCACCCAGGUGAUGCCAACAGGGAGAACGACCCGCCCACAGCAGCCCACGACUACACAGGAGAGUAACAACGAGGUGGGCGCUGCAGGACCAAGUGGAGAUUUCGAAAUCCAUGAGGAUCGCCGCAAUGACCUUGGUCGCGGUGUAAUGCCAGGAGAUCCUGAUCUGGUCGGCAACACAGUGGACGGAGGAAGCUCUGCCGCCCAGCUGCCACAGAAGAACAUCUUGGAGAGAAAAGAGGUCUUGAUAGCGGUGAUAGUUGGAGGCGUGGUAGGCGCCUUGUUCGCCGCCUUCCUGGUGAUGCUGCUGGUGUACAGGAUGAAGAAGAAGGAUGAGGGCAGCUACACGCUGGAGGAACCCAAACAGGCCACCGUCACUUACCAGAAACCAGACAAGCAGGAAGAGUUUUACGCAUAACACUCGUACGCCAGAGAGACACCGCACACCGAGGGAGAGAGAAAGAUGGAGAGACAGAAGAGAGAAAGAUACUCUAAGCCCCCGUCCUCCUCCUCUUCCUCCUCUUCUUCGUCGCUCCCCCCUCAUCUGCUCGCCUCUCCUCAUCCUUCUCUCCACUCGUCUCCAAAACACUUGAGAGCGCCUUUCUCUCUGCGGACUUGGAACUUUCUUUUCAAUGAAAACGAAAAAGAGGACAAAAAAAAAAAAAAAUCCAAAUAUAUUCUGAAAAAAUAACACAUACACACAAGAUGUUUUUAAAGUAAAUGUUGUUAUUAAUAUUCUACAGAUUCUCUUGUUCUGUAUGUAAUAAUAUGAUUAUUUUGUAGAAAAACAAAACAAAACACAAGCGCUUAACCUGUGUUUUCCAACACACAAAAAAAGUUCCUCUUCUGUUUUUAUGGAGCGAAUGAAAAGGCUUAAAAGAAAGAGGAGAGGAGAGGGGUGGAGCGAGCUGAGCGAGACACAAAAGAAAAAAAGAGCGUUUGGCUUGACUCUGCCCCUCACCCCCCCCCCCCGCCCCAAAAAUACACAGAGCGUCUGGUUGGCCGCACAGAGCCCAGAGUCAAAGGUGAGAGGAAAGGUCUCUUUUGUGCCUUCCAUCCCUCUGGUGCUCAAAGACACGCAAACGCACAUCCAUACAGCCACAUAUAAACACAUGCUUACACACACACAUGCAUACACACACACUUGUAUCUGCUUGAAGGUGGCUCUGACCUCUCUCUCUGUGCUCGGCCAACCAGAAAACGGUGCUCAACCUUCGGCGUGUUCCACAGCGUCGAGGAGCCGCUGUGGAAACACUGGCUGGUCGCAUCGAAGUUUGCUCCGCGGCCCGUCUGCUCCUCUAAGCUGUACAAAGACUAGUUACGGAUAGUAAUAAUAAUCAAUAAUAUAUCAAUGUUUUGGGCUGGAUGGUGAACAAUAAUAAUAAUACCGUAAUAAUAAUAAUAAUACUUAAGCAGGAGGAUGUGUAUUUAGCAGUUUAAAAAAGUUUAUAUGUAAAUAUUGUAUCCUUUCUGGCAUCACUAACCAUCUGCAUGAUCAUGAAGAGUUUUUAUUCAUCACAUCUGUCAUCACUUUAGAUGAGCUGUGCUCUCAUCAACCACAUGCACACACACACACACACACACACAAACACACACACACACACACACACACACACACAUACAGAGAUAUGCUUUCUGUGCAUUUAAACACACCACAUGGACUUUAAAUAUACUGUAGAUCAUAUCAUCCAAACACAUAUCAAUCCCAUCAUCGUCGUCAUCAUCAUCAUCGUCAUCAUCAUCAUUGUGAUAGUCAUCACUUUUGAUACGAGUGAGAUCAGGUGGUUUCAAUAUGUUAUUGAUUAGUUAUCGAUCAGUUGCUGGUUGGUUUAGAGUUUGGUCUGUUUGUGUAAAAGCACAACUAUGUGUCCAAUCAUCAUUUCAUCCGAUACUCCCACCCUCACCUCCACCCUCCCCCCCACCCAACAUCACAUCAUCUGCUAUCCCCCACCCACACAUCCUUUGCAUGCCUCACUUUGUUUUUCUUCCAUCAUUGGCUCUCUGUUUGGGGAUGGGAGGGGCCUCUGGGAAGCGUGAGGGGCUUUAUUGAAGACACAGGAAGUGUGAAUCUGUGCAGGAAGUUGCUCCCACAUGCACUAAUUCAGUCAAAAUUAUAACUUAUAUCAUAAUUUAAAGCGUCGGUUAUGAAAGGACUUUGAAUCAGUGCUUAUGGUCUCAACUUUAACCUGCGGGACCAUUUUGGGGUAGGGGUAAUAGGCUUAGGAUUCGGUUUGGGAAGGGGAAUGUGAGGAGACAGGAGGGCUGUGCUUCUAUCUAAGAGAUUGUAACAAUAACCACACCAGUGCGUCUGGGCUAGUAGCUUCUAUUAUACUCAGUACUGUAGAACAAAAAUGCAUGGGAGUCAAAACUAUACUAGUCUGGGUGUGUGUGGAUGCCUGUCUGUGUGUUUUUGUCUGUGUGUAUGUUUCAAAGAAAAAGAGGGGUGAGUCAAAGUUGGAAUGUACUGUGGUUGAGUGUGUGUUUACCUACUCCAGCAGUUCUCACGCUCUUCCACAGACAGGUAACACACCUCUUCCACUCCUGUGUGUGUGUGUACGUCGCCUGCCCCCUCGCUAGUGUGUGAGAAUAUGUAUGUAUGUAUGUGUGUGUGUCUCUAAACCUCAUCUAAACCCGCCACCUGUGUGUAUGUGUGUGUGUGUGUGUGUGUGUGUGUGUGUGUGUGUGUGUGUGUGUCUGAGUGCUUCACCUUGGUAUUUCACAGCAGACUCUUGUGUACACUGACUAGCCUGUCGAUGUGUGUGUCUGCGUGUGUUUAGUCUGUUCACUGCUGAAUGUGGGGCAGCUGGUCCCUCACAGUGGCUUUCACACACACUGACUGUGUCUUUUCACUGUCUGUCUGUCUGUCUGACUCUGUCUGUCUGUCUCUCUGUCACAGGACAGACAGACAGACAGGCAGCACGCCACUUUCUCACAGGCAGGAAUGAUCUUAACAUGUACUGUCUUUUCUAAAGUGACUGUCAAAGUGUAAACAUGUGCGUUUGUACCCAUAUAAGCCUGCGUAGCCAAAUAAGAUGUGUGUGUGCGAGUAAGGGAGAGAGAGAGAUAGAGAGAGGGUGAAUUUGUAUGUGUGUAAGUGUAGGUAUGCGUGUGCAAGUGUGUGCGAAUGAAGCCUAAUGGAGGCUACACUACUCUAUGUUUGCUGUUCCCAUUCCUGUUUUUAUACAUUUGCAUUUUUUUAAGGCUGAGUUUCUGUCAUUGGCUGAGUGAGCGAGAGGAGGCAGAUCCUCCACGCCACCGCCCUGUCACUAAUCUGCCACUCUGUUCCAAAUAAAAAACCUGAUUGGGUAAAUCUC